UUGGAUAUUGUAACGGGAUUAGAUGUUCUCCACAAUCACAAAUAUGUUCACAGAGAUCUCGCGGCGAGAAACUGUUUGGUGACAUCAGAUUUGACGGUGAAGAUUGGUGAUUACGGUUUGGCUGAAGAGAAGUUUCCUGUUGACUAUUUCAAAUGGCAAAACUACAUGUUCCCUAUAAGAUGGAUGGCUCCAGAA
Molecule: messenger RNA, 195 nt
Organism: Helobdella robusta
Lineage: Eukaryota; Metazoa; Annelida; Clitellata; Rhynchobdellida; Glossiphoniidae
Exons: 3
Biological process (GO): protein phosphorylation
Molecular function (GO): ATP binding; protein kinase activity
Source: RefSeq, a predicted model, not a curated record